AUGGAUGAGAAGCCGCGGUUGAUAGAGCACACGUCGGCAUGCCGUGGUACAGCCGAUGUACUCAUUCUUUCCGGUUUCCCAUGGUACGUCACAGAGGGGCAGGUACGGAAGUAUCUGACGGAAAUUCAUCCGUCAAACAUUGCCCCACUGACGGUUCGUCUUUACACCAACCCAGCUAAUGGCAGCAGUAGAGGCAUUUGCUUCGUCGAGUACUGUCCCAAACAAUCUAAUACCGGCGGUGCCUCACAAGGCAUCAAAAAUGAGUUUCCAGAGCGGAAACAAAAGGGAGAGGCAGAGGAUAUAGCGGCAUUAAUGAAACUCCGCAUCGAAGCCACGGCAUAUGAAAGGCACUACAUCAGAGUCCUCUUGUAUCGCUUAACAAACAGGAACUGGGAUAGAGGAGGGCGACUUCCAGAUUUACCAACGGAUCCACCACCUCUUGCCACCUCGCGAGGUGGUGUUCUUGAAGGUUAUGGCGAUGAGGGUUUUACCGUUCGAUGCUCGGCUUUGUUAGGUCUAGCGAAUACCGUUACUCCAAAUGGUAUAGCAAGUAUGCAAACUUUGCGCAAACGAUUUCGGGAGGAGGCGGCAAAGGCUGCUAUGCCCAACAAGUCAGACGAAGGUUACCCAGGAUCGUCUGCUGCUCGCCAAUGA
This is a messenger RNA of Trypanosoma brucei brucei TREU927, 654 nucleotides long. RefSeq lists its product as hypothetical. The record is from RefSeq and is a predicted model, not a curated record. Gene Ontology annotation, molecular function: nucleic acid binding. NCBI's taxonomy places the organism in Eukaryota, Euglenozoa, Kinetoplastea, Trypanosomatida, Trypanosomatidae. The transcript has a single exon. The coding region runs from base 1 to 654 and encodes 217 amino acids.